AUGCGGAGGGGGCGCCCUUCCUUCCGGCGGGCUCUGCCGCUGCUCCUGUUGGUCGCGCUGACGGCGCGGGGCGCGCGGGCCAGCGGCGAGUACUGCCACGGCUGGCAGGACGCGGCGGCGUGGCGGGACGGGUUCCAGUGUCCGGAGCACUUCGACGAUGGCGACGCCACCAUCUGUUGCGGCACCUGCGCGCUCCGCUACUGCUGCUCCCGCCCGGAGGCGCGCCUGGACCAGGGCGUGUGCGACAACGACCGGCAGCAAGGGGGAGCCGAGCACGGCCGGCCGGACAAGGACCUGCCGGAAGGCGCAGCAGUGCCCAUUUACGUGCCGUUCCUUAUCGUUGGGUCCGUGUUUGUUGCAUUCAUCAUCCUGGGAUCUCUGGUAGCAGCCUGCUGCUGCCGAUGCCUGCGACCCAAGCAAGAGCCGCAGCAGAGCCGGGCUCCCGGAGGUAAUCGGAUAAUGGAGACCAUACCCAUGAUCCCAAGUGCCAGCACCUCCCGGGGCUCCUCCUCGCGCCAGUCAAGCACUGCUGCCAGCUCUAGUUCGAGCGCCAACUCUGGGGCCAGGGCGCCCCCCACCAGGUCACAAACCAACUGCUGCUUACCGGAAGGGACCAUGAACAAUGUGUACGUCAACAUGCCAACCAAUUUCUCCGUACUGAACUGCCAGCAAGCUACACAGAUCGUGCCUCACCAAGGCCAAUAUUUGCACCCACAGUACGUGGGGUAUGCAGUGCAACAUGACCCUAUGCCCAUGGCCCCUGUGCCGCCUUUCCUGGAUGGUCUGCAGAGUGGAUACAGGCCCAUUCAGUCUCCUUAUCCUCACAGCAACAGUGAACAGAAGAUGUACCCAGCAGUGACUGUGUAG
Molecule: messenger RNA, 867 nt
Organism: Varanus komodoensis (Komodo dragon)
Lineage: Eukaryota; Metazoa; Chordata; Lepidosauria; Squamata; Varanidae
Gene: SHISA2
Product: shisa family member 2
Exons: 2
Coding region: 1-867 (288 amino acids)
Biological process (GO): negative regulation of fibroblast growth factor receptor signaling pathway; negative regulation of Wnt signaling pathway
Cellular component (GO): endoplasmic reticulum
Source: RefSeq, a predicted model, not a curated record